This is a messenger RNA of Acanthochromis polyacanthus (spiny chromis), 6531 nucleotides long. Its product is annotated as aquaporin-1. NCBI's taxonomy places the organism in Eukaryota, Metazoa, Chordata, Actinopteri, Pomacentridae. Gene Ontology annotation, biological process: transmembrane transport. Gene Ontology annotation, cellular component: plasma membrane. The record is from RefSeq and is a predicted model, not a curated record. Bases 5508 to 6356 code for a protein of 282 amino acids. The transcript has 8 exons. Gene Ontology annotation, molecular function: water channel activity.
GAGAGGAGGAAGAGAGGAGGAGAAUAAGAGAAAGAAUGGAGGAAGAGAGGAGGAGGAUGAGAGAAAGAGUGGUGGAGGAGGAGAGGAGGAGCAGAAAAGGUGAAGAAAGAGGGGGAAGGAGAGGAGUGGAGGAGGACAGAAAGAGAAGGAGAAGGAGAGAAGGUGAGAGAAACAGAAGAAGUGCAGGAGGAUGACAGAAAGAGGAGGACAAUGAGGCAAAGAGGAGACGAGGGAGAGAGGAAGAGGAGGAGCAGAGAAGGAGAGGAGGGGGAUGAGAGAAAUAGGAGAGGAGGAGAGGAAGAAACAUAGGAGAAGAUUAGCGGGUUAAACAAGAUAAGAGCGGGAGAGUGAAGGAAGAGUGCAGAUGAAGAAAGAAGGAGGAGAAGGAAGGGAGAGGAACAAAGGAGGAGAGAUGGAUGUGAGGAGGGAAUGAGGAGGUGCACAUGUGGUUGCAGAGGAAAAUAGGAGCAGUGAUGAGGAGGAGCAGAGGAGUGAGUGAGCAUGCUCAGAAAUAGUAAAUCCUCCAUGAUGAUGAUGCAGCAACAAACACAAUAAAGUUUCUGUUUAAAUCUGCUGCACCUCCUGCAUCACCUCCCGCAGCACCUCCUCCUCCUCCUCCUCCUCUGUGUCUGUUAGCCCGCAGGCUAACAUGCCAAGCAGCAGACGGCGGAAUGGUCCGGGCGGUGACAGACGGUCACGGACGGGAAAACAUCACUGCUGCUGCCGCACAGAGGCUGUGGAGGAGGCGGGGGUUCGGAGGACCGGUGAGACGGAGGAGGACAGACCGGGAGAAGAGGAGGACACAGCGAGAGAGGAGGAGGACAGACCGGGAGAAGAGGAGGACAGACAGGUGUCUUACCUCCACACUGCUGCUGCUGCGGUCCGUCUGCUGCUCCACCCAGCUGAAGCACGGAGAGGGAGGGGGGCGCUGCUGCAUGCCGGGAGGAGGCGGCUGUUACCAUGGCAACCCGCUGCAUCACCGCAUCCCGAGGACACGGAGUUUCAGUGUGUUCGCUCUGCUGAGCCACAACAUUAAAACCACUCCAGGCGAAAAGAGAAACAUCAGUCACCUGGUUACCAUAGCCGGGGGCGGCACAGCUUGUGGGUAGAGUGGAUGUCUUGUAACUGGAAGGUUGCUGGUUCGAUCCUCGGCCCGUCGAGCUCCUGUUGAGGUGUCCCUGAGCAAGACAUCUAACCCCUAAUUGCUCCUGACGCACCGUGACAUAACACGUCCAUGCACACGGUCAGAGGUGUUUGAAAGAUGAAAACAGGAAGAGCAAGAGUGGUGUGGAGAAGAGUGAAAACAGCAAGGUCAUGUCAAGGUGUUGAGAGAGCUGAGGAGCAGGAAGAGGGAGAACCAGAGGAGUUGGAGGAGGAUGGAGAGGAGGCAGUGGAAGUGACAGCAUGAAGGGACAGUAAGGGGAUCAGUGUGGAUCAAAUACUGCACCAUCAGGUUUGUGAUGUAGAAAGUGUGUUUAUAUUUGCAAUUUGCAAAUCAGUGUGAAUACAAUUUAUAGCACUGUGUCCAUAAAAUGUUGCUUUCUUCUGUAGAUUAUUUUAUUGUGUCUAUGUGACAUUCUGCCCUUACUGUGCAUCUUUCCACAGAUAUUCGCCAGUUCAGGAAUGAUGUAGGACUCAUGACUGUGGAAUCCAGACAGGCCUUAGAUCUUAAUGUAUUUGUGGACCAGUUUCCCAGACAACACAACCAUCGCUUCCUGUUGCUGUAGUGAUAGUGGAUUUUUACAUCAGGAAACCAAACCGCUUAAUGUGACUGAUUUCAAAUGUUGCUGAUGUUGCACAUUUCAAGACUGGCCCUGAUAAACUCACUGUUUCAGCUGAUGGAGUUUUUGUUGAGAAAAAAAAACGUGUUUGAUUUUAACAUAAAGUAAAAUAUAAGUUUAAAGUGUUUAAAUGUCAUUGUGGGUGUUUUUUUAAUGUGCCCCUGUGACUAAACACUGGCCCCACCUUGCCAGUCAAGUAAAAUUUAUCUGGAACCAUCAUUUGUUCUUCAGUUUGAACGAUCCAGCAUCUCUGCUGCUGCCUGCUGGACACAGUUUUAACUACAACAGUGUGACUCAAGAGGAAAGACAACAUGAAUGAAUGAAUGAAUGAAUGAAUGAAUGAAUGAAUGAAUGAAUGAAUGAAUAUUUCUGUCCGUAAAAAUGUAGAAGUUUCAUAUUUAUAGUGUUUUUUCCUGUUUCUCUGCUCACAAAUGUUUGAUACCAUCAGACUGUAUCACUCCUGACUUCAGUCCUGAUCUAACCUGUUUCAGUUUUACAACCAUGAAUGUCUCGGGUCUGAUGUUCCAUCUGAAAAAUGAACCAAACCUCAGCCUAAAAUCAUGAUCUUUAACCAGAACAACUGUAUUGUACGUGUCUCAUUUUGGUUAUUUUAUGAUUUAAGUAGCAAGUGGUUGGAAAAUACAUUCAACACGGUGAAACAUCUUUCUACAGCUGAUGAGCAGAAUAGACAGGAAAAGUCUGGAGAGGAAACAGAGAUAUAAAAUAUCUACAAUAUGAGGAGACAACAUCAGUUCAAGUGUUUUAACAGCUGUGGAAACAUGUUGGACAUGUCGGUUUUACAGAUUUGUAAAAUAAUUAACUUUUUUCUGAUUCAUGUCAUUCCAACGUUUCUGGGUUCUCUCUCCUUCUAUAUAACUAUAAAAAUAUAACUAAAUACAAAACUUCACGAUGCUCUGUUUCUAUAGAGGUGCAGGAUUUUAGAUUGCAGUAAAACAUUUGUCCAAUUUGUUGUCUUCCAUAACCCAGAUAGCAAACUAUGGGUGAAUCAAUGUUGAAUCUAUGUUGAGACCUAACGUCGAAAUUAUACAGAAAGCGCAAGGUUGAUAAAAUGUUGAGUCAACGUUUGCUUACAUAGAUUACAUGUUUGCAAACAUAGAUUCAACAUUAAUUCAACACUGAGCUGUCAAACAUUUUAAUUAAACCAAAAUACAAUGUAGAUUCAAUGGUAUCUUUUAAACACAAACUUCAAUGUUAACAAAAUGUUGUUGAAUCAACGUUGAUCCAUCCAUCAAUCUUCAACCAUAACCACAAUUCAACCUUCUUAACCCUAAUUCAACAUUGAUUGAACAUCUUUUGCUAUCUGGGUAAAGUGUGAUUUAUGGUUGAAAAGCAAACAUUGACUCAACAUUUUAUCAACCUUGUGCUUUCUGUAUAAUUUCGACGUUAGGUCUCAACAUAGAUUCAACAUUGAUUCACUCAUAGUUUGCUAUCUGGGAAAGGUUUGAACAACACUGUGUGCUUCAGGUUUAUAAAGACAAACUGAAGGUCGACAGAGUGAGUGUCAGUAAUGGAGAUGGCUGCUUUGACAGCACGUCACACACACACAUAUAUCUACUGUUACACACUGACAGAGACCACCACAAAUACACAACUGUGUGUCCCUGAGUCGUAUUGUAACAUAAAGAAACCAGCGAUGCAAACUGCUGUCACAAUACACAACUGGUCCAGAUGUUUGAAAGAGAACAGUUCAUGAAGCUGCUUUCAGUUUAAGGUUAGGGUUAGUCAGUGCAAAACAGGUUCAAAACCAAUGUAAAACUGGUUCAAAACCAGUGUUAAAACUGGUCCAAAACUAGUGUAAAACUGGUUCAAAACCAGUGUUAAAACUGGUCCAAAACUAAUGUAAAACUGGUUCAAAACCAGUGUUAAAACUGGUUCAAAACUAGCGUAAAGCUGGUCCAAAACUGGUCCAAAACCAGUACAAAAAUGGUCCAAAACUGGUCCAAACAUGUUCAUGUGGUUGUUCUGGUCAUGGAUUGGAUUGUUAGCGUGGUUCCAGAGAACUUGGAGGCUGCGGUUCUUCAGAGUUCUGUGUGGUUGCUCUUUCAACCUCUAUUAAACACAGCAGAGCACCAACAGAACAAUGACUGGUAGUAAACAGAACCUGAGGUUUGGGUCAGUUCCAGAAUCUGAGGACUCUCUAUGCCGGUCUGAGGUAUCCCACCUCACAGCCUCAGUCCUCACAGUAUUGACUUUGUGUCCCUGUUUUCAGUCGGAAGGUCGUUGAGAACGAAGGGACCGUGUGCGGUUCAGAAACGUGAGAACACGCUAAUGGACGGAUAAACGGCGCCGCUGAGGCCACUUCCUCACACUGUUACUGCUCGUCCUUAAAUGUCAGUGUGGCUCAGUGUCAGCCAAUCAGAGCACUGCAUCUGUCAGCUCGCUCUAAAGUUGCAGGCUGAAGGACACUGACUGUCAUUGACCGGUUUAAAGGACGUCUACGGUACUGUAUGUAGGUUAACACUCACACACACCUGGACAGUACACCUGUGAGCAGCUUCAACGGGCAAACAGAACAAGAACACAGGAUCUGCUGUGGACAAGGGACUGCACGGUGGAUCGGUGGUUAGCACUGCCACCUCACAGUCAGAAGAUCCUCAGUCUGGAUCUGAAUGCUAGUGUGUGUGUUCGUCUCUAUGUGUAGCCCUGUGAUAGACUGGUGGGAUAGACUCGACCCUAUUGAGGAUUAAGCCGUGUAUGAACGAUGGAUGGAUGGAUGGAUGGAUGGAUGGAUGGAUGGAUGGAUGGAUGAGACUCUGCACACGUCUGUUUCAUGAGACAUUUACACUAUGAUUCUGGAAAACUACACAAAGACAUACUGUCACAACAACGUACCGCAAACAAACCAAACACAGACAGAUGUGAAACACCAAAAUGUGACACAAAACAAUAAAAAAAAUUAAUGCAAAAGUACCAAAAUUAAAUGAAAGAACCACAGAAAGAUAUAAAACAACACAAAUAUGAUUAAAAAGAACAAAAUGUGACAGAAAUGUACCACAACUAAUCAUGUAAUGCCGCAGAACAUUUUAUAGAAGAACAUUCUAUAAGGAGUUCUUAAAACAAUAAAUCCCAGUAUUGGACUAUAACCUUGAUAACAUUUGAAAAACAUUUUUAGAAUGUUGAUUUUAGCACCUUGAAGAUCACAGGAACAUUAUGUGAAAUACCAUCAAACACACAAACAGAUUUAAAUAUUUUUCUUUCAAACAUUAUUAGAACCUGUAGAGAACAUUUCAUGCUAAGUCUUCAGGUGGGCUAAGAACAUCUGAAGACUUCUUUUAAAGAACUAACAGUUGUGACGCUGGCAGUCUGAACUAAAGAAGCAGCACCAACCUCAGUGUGUUUCAUGAGAAUGGUUCAGCUUCUUCUCAUCUCAGAGCUUCAUCACUUCUCCAUCCAGUGUUUUUUCAUGAAGGUAACUCAGGUGAAGAUCUGACCUGAUUUUUAGACAUAAAUGUGUAAAUUAUCAUUAAAAGCCUCUUUUCUGACUUCACUCCUGAAACAUUCAAAGGAUUCAGUUUCGCAUGGACUUCACCUGCACACAGAGAGAGCCUGUGUGCUGAGACCACCCACCUGGACACGCCUGAGCUUUAUAAGAGACACGACUCACACUGGCAGAGGCAGGCAGGUAAACACACCUGGAUGUCUCUUCAUCAUCAGUCCCGACCAGCUCACCUGUGAUCCCGGACCAGGUGUUGGACUCUUGCUCCCAUGAUGCUCAUCUCUCGCUGCCUGUGUCUCAUCCUGAGUGACAUCAUCACCCCAUCCUGCUUACAUCACAUCCUGCUGGAGUUCUUAGGCACCGCCCUCUUCCUGUCGGCCAGCCUAUCAGGUGUCCUGAUGCUGCCGGCUGCUGGACCGGAUCAGCCGACCAAUCAGAGCGUCCCGUCUGCAGCUCCGUCUGGACUAGCACCUGUCUCACCUGCGUGCCCCCUGCAGGUGGCGCUGGUCUUCGGUCUGUCAGUUGCCAUGGCAGCAGUCUGUGUGGGCGGGGGCGUUCACCUGAACCCAGCAGUUACCAUAGCAAUGGCCCUGACCCUGAGGCUCCACCUGUGGAGAGCAGCUCUGUAUGUGAUUGGUCAGCUGCUGGGGGGCGUCACCUCUGCAGCGCUGAUGCUGGUUCUGACUGGAGACGUGACACCUGCUCUCAACCAGGUGUCUGCCGGUGUCUGGCUCCACCAGGCAGUCAUUGUGGAAAUGCUGGUGACCCUCCAGCUGGUCCUGGUUGUCAUGGCGACCACCGACGUCCCCCUGCCAACUGUGGUGCCUCCCCUGUUGGUGGGUCUGGCUGUCGGUCUGGGUCACCUGGUGGCUGUGAGCUCCACAGGGUGUGGGAUGAAUCCAGCUCGAUCCUUCGGUCCGGCUGUUAUCGCACUGGACUUCACCGAUCACUGGGUGUUCUGGGCGGGGCCUGGCUUGGGGGCGUGUCUCGCCGCUCUGCUGAACGACCUGCUGCUGCGGCGGCGAUGGCAUCGCUCCGGAGACUGGUGGGCGGAGCUGAAACGGCUGCACGUGCUCAGUGAGAAGCAGCAGCAGGUGGCGUUGCCAAACCUGCAGUAACACACACAACAGACACACACAGACACACACUCCGUGACAUAACUGUAAGGCUUUGUUAUAUUUUUGAAUUAUUAUUUCUAUUAUUAUUAUUGUUUCUGCAUUUUUCUGCUAUUUCUGAACAUCUGGACAACAAAUAUGUCUGUUAUUGUGGGAAAAUAAACCUCAGAUCAUCAAA